ACCGCGGGGACCCCCCAAACGCCGGGGACCCCCUGAGCGCCGGGGACCCCCCGAGGGGCGGGCCGGGUCUGGCGGGGCAGAAUGGGGAGCCUCCAGCUGCAGGACUUCGUGGCCGGCUUGGUGGGAGGAAUUGCCAGUGUGGUUGUGGGCCAUCCCCUGGACACGGUCAAGACUCGUUUACAAGCUGGACAAGGAUAUGGAAAUACACUCAAGUGUUUUCUCACUGUGUACAGAAAUGAGUCUGUGACUGGCUUCUUCAAGGGCAUGUCCUUCCCCAUGGCCACCACAGGCCUGUACAGCUCGGUGGUGUUCGGGGUGUUCAGCAGCACGCAGCGGUUCCUGGGCCAGCUCCGCCACGGGGACGCGGCCGCCGCGCCCUCGCUCGCCGACAUGACCGUGGCCAGCUCGGUGGCAGGGUUUGUCUCCGUGGCCAUUGGCACUCCCGUGGACCUGGUAAAGAUCAGGCUGCAGAUGCAAACACAGCCCUACAGCAAAGCAGAUGUUAAACUAAAGCCCACAGCUCCUGGAUCUCCCGUGUACCGAGGCCCAAUCCACUGCUUUUGGACAAUCCUACAGAAAGAGGGGAUAGCAGGAAUCUACCGAGGCACGGUGGCAAUGCUCCUGAGGGAUGUUCCCGGGUACUGCGUCUACUUCAUCCCUUACGCAGUUUUCUGUGACUGGGCAACUCCUGAGGGAUGCAUUUCUCCCAGUCCCUUCUCUGUCUGGCUGGCAGGGGGUGUAGCAGGAGCCAUUUCCUGGGGAUUAUGCACUCCAAUGGAUGUUGUGAAAAGUCGACUUCAGGCAGAUGGAGUUUAUUUAAAUCAGUACAAAGGGACCCUUGACUGCAUCUUGCAGAGCUACCAGAAUGAGGGCUUAAAACAAACUUUGCUUCAGUCAAACAUGAAUGGCAGAGAACAAGGAUUUGCAACUUUAUUGCGUUGCUGAGAGAAACAUCAUCUGACAUUGAAAUAAAUCCGUAUUUAUCAUCGGAACAUCAUGGGGGCUCUUAGCUCCAAAGUGUUGAUUUUCACAUUCUGAGAGAAGCUCAACAAGUUACAAACAGAAAAACAACCUGCAAAAUCACAAGUCAGUGUGAUUUCAAUAUUUGCCAACAUGCCUCUGUGUUAUGCCAGCUGUCACAGGAGCCUGUGGUCUGGUUCAGUUUUUGCCACUGGGUGAAGAAAGUCACACUGAUGUGAAGCACAAGCGCCUGGAGAGAUGCUGAGGACUGUGCUUGGACAGUCCAUGGAGGGACAGGGUGCCCAGGCUCUUCUUUCCAUCUGGUGUGCACUUACACUGUAAACACAGGGUGGCUGAAAAGGGCCUUUCCAUGUGUUUUCCCUUCUCUCUCCAUCCUCAUCACCUCCUUGUCCUGCCUGAAUAUUAACAGCCACGGUGCUUGGGGGUUUUGGCUGGAGGUCUGAGCUGCUUGCAGAUUUUGUGCUGUCACACCUGGCACCCACAUCAAAGCCAACAACAGGAUUGAGUAAUAGCUGAUGGCAAGACUGGAUCCUGCUCUCGUGAUGAAAACCUUUUGAAAUGUUGGGAGCCACACAGCUGACAAACAGCCAAUGCAGGGCUGGAUGUUUUCAUUCUGGGACAAAGGAACACCACUCACAGUGCUCCAAAUAAUUGCCUGAUGCACACAAAGAAAUGUAAAUAUAACACUUGUCUUUUUCCAUAGCCAAGUGUGUUCAUUCUGAGGAGAGAAGUUUAUGCCUCUGGGCUUUUCAUCCUAAAUCUUCAUUAUUAUUUAACUUGGUUCUCUUUUGUUACUUUAUGGAUAAUUCCAAAAAAUUGAAUUUCCUCCCAGAAAAUUCUCUCUCCUAGCAAAAUAAAACAUCCCAACAAAUGGAAUAAUAUCCUACAUAUCCCAGUGCUGCAAUUUCACAUAGCAAGGUCCAUCCUAAACUAUGUGAACACAUUUUGAUCCUGCCUCAAACAAGUCAGCACUGUGCUCUGGGACUUAUUGGAUACAAGAUAUGAUGGUGUUUAGUAGAGCUCAGUAAUCUCAGGGGAAAGACUGGUUAGACUCUUAAAUCCAUGGGCUUCUGGUUUUGGAGCCAAGAUCUUCCACAGUUCCUUACAGUAGCUGUGGGAACUUUGCUGUUGUAAAGCCUGGAAAGGGGCUGGAUUGCUGAUGUUCCUUUUCAUGUCCAUUCUGAACUCGUGAUGUUUAGAUCAGUGACCAGGGUAAUGAGCCUGGGUGGUGAUUGGAGUGAUCUGUGAGAAACAGGCCAGCAGAGAUACCAUCAUUUUGUGAGCAGGUUCACCCCAAAGUGGGCUGUGCACACACCAGGGAAUGGUGUUUGUGGUGAGGGGGGUUCAAAGGGAGAUGAGUCAAGGCCAGGAGUCAGGAAUGACAAGACCUCUCUCCACUUUCCAAAGGCACUUUACUGUUCAAGAUCUUAAAAGCUGCAGGGUCUUUCUCUCUUGUACAUGCCAGCAUCUUUUAAAAAGUCAUAUAUUGAGCAGAAUGAGGAAAUCUGGCCGAUGGUAUUUAUUAUCUUGAUGAGAGAAAGCACUGGGCUGUGUGUGGGUACUAAAGGUUGACCUUAGGAACACUCCUGUGAAAAUAUCAGCUUCUAUUGAACAUUUUUCCCAAAGGUGGUGGUGAGAGCUUGGUCUCAGCAAGGUACAGAAUGAGUCUAGUUUUCUGCUGAUUGAGAAAUUCCUUCUAUGCUCAAAGGUGAAACCUGAAAACCAGUCCCCAUGGCUCAAUGCCCACAUCAGCAGGGCUGGCCCACAGCCACACUCUCUCCGCCUGCCAAACACCUUCUGUGCCCACAGACUCAGCCCCAGGGGUCAGAGAAUUCCCUGCAGGGAAACAACAGCCUUCUUGAACCCUGGGCUUUGCAUGACCCCCACAUGCAAAGGGAAGGAAGGCCAGGCUGGACAAGGCUUGGAGCAACGUGG
Messenger RNA from Chiroxiphia lanceolata (lance-tailed manakin), 2916 nucleotides. It is a transcript of the gene SLC25A48, whose product is annotated as solute carrier family 25 member 48. Gene Ontology annotation, cellular component: mitochondrion. Lineage: Eukaryota; Metazoa; Chordata; Aves; Passeriformes; Pipridae. Gene Ontology annotation, molecular function: transmembrane transporter activity. The record is from RefSeq and is a predicted model, not a curated record. The transcript is spliced from 7 exons. Bases 82 to 945 code for a protein of 287 amino acids. Gene Ontology annotation, biological process: transmembrane transport.